AUGUGGAUAAGGAGGAUCCUGGCUGGGCGGAGGUCAUCGUUGAAGCUCGCCAUCCCUGGCGACCGCUCCCCAACUUCUCCCCGCCGUCGCUCCCCGGCCUCCUCGGGCUACAUGUGGGUGGACAGAAAUGGGAGGCCAGUCUCGCCCCCUUCUAACCACUCCCGGAGCCCCUCCUACAACGAGAAGUCUACGUAUAAGAAGGUGAUCGUUGCGGUAGAAGAUGACUUGACCUUAGGCUUAAUGAUACGAGGAGGAGCUGAAUAUGGACUGGGAAUUUACAUCACUGGAGUAGAUGCGCCAUCUGCUGCUGAUAUAGCAGGAUUGCAGAUUGGAGACCAAAUUCUGUCCGUAAAUGACAUCGAUUUCACCAACAUCACGCACGACGAGGCCGUCUCCUUACUACAGUCCUCACCCCACAUGUCCAUGGUUGUCCGAAGCGAAGGCAAAGUACCUCACUCCACCAUCCCUUACUCUUCCAGCAAUACAGGUGCUUCCACUUCUGGAGCUUGGUACACAGAGCCUGCGCACGGCAGAUCAGAAUUAUCUCGGAAAGGGAGUCCAAGAAAGAGGGACCAUAAAGUUGAAGAGCCAAAACCUUCAACUUCCACUUCGGACAACGCUCAGCAUCGUCUGGAAAGGAAGUCUAGAAAAGUUCUCACAGAAAGUCAGAAAAUUAUGUUAGAUUAUUAUUGUAAUGAAUACGAAACGGGAGUCAUGUCAGUGGAUGCCUUUGUUUCUGUAUUACUAGAGCAACUAGACACGCCAGAAAAGUAUUCCUUGAUGACAGAAAUCCGGUCACUAGUAAGAGACGAAGACCUGGACAAGUUUGACGAACUUAUUUACCGAAGAGAAUUGCAAGUUAUGAAGGUAAAUCUUCCUAGGAAAACUAAGCAACUGCAGCCUGUGGAAAUCCGUGCAGAGCAUGCUGAUGAUCACGUCUCACCUCCGGUAAAGGUUUUUCGAUUAGAGAGAAACAAUCUGCAAACAAUGCGAAGAAGGCAGCAGCAACAAGAUGUUCAUCAUCUGACAGUCCCCGACCACCCGGAGGACAUGCACACCCCCAGUGAAGACAGUGGUGUGGACCUGGCGAACGGGGCCUUUUACGGACACGGAAGUAGGAAAGGAAGCAGGGUCUCUACGGGUUCAAGAGAUUCUAUUACCAUAGAAACAAAGCAACUGCAACGAAAACCUAGUCCAUGGAGGACGAGUCCAAGAAGCAGCACGAGGAAGUCGUUUGACGGCACCUCCAGUUUGAGGGACGGCAACCAAGCCACCAGGAUGCGGAGGACGACCUUCAGGAGGCACAGCAGUGGUGGUGAGGGGGUGAACCCUGAGGACAGAAGACCACGACAUCGAUCACAUGAGGACAGACGGUGGAGCAUUGGAAGCGAGUUGGUGGACACUCCAUUCGUUGAAGGUCACCUGGUGUUGAAUCAGUUGGCAACUAUGACAACUCUCUAA
Messenger RNA from Uloborus diversus, 1461 nucleotides. RefSeq names its product PDZ domain-containing protein 7-like. Gene Ontology annotation, molecular function: protein binding. The coding region runs from base 1 to 1461 and encodes 486 amino acids. Lineage: Eukaryota; Metazoa; Arthropoda; Arachnida; Araneae; Uloboridae. The record is from RefSeq and is a predicted model, not a curated record. Gene Ontology annotation, cellular component: stereocilium tip; plasma membrane; cilium. The transcript is spliced from 13 exons.